Molecule: messenger RNA, 1180 nt
Organism: Oryctolagus cuniculus (rabbit)
Lineage: Eukaryota; Metazoa; Chordata; Mammalia; Lagomorpha; Leporidae
Source: RefSeq, a predicted model, not a curated record
AUGGCAACUCUCAGGAGGUUGAGUAUCUUUUGUGGUUCCCAAGGAACUCCAGCUAUGUUCCUCCGAAGCCUGGUGGUGAGACCCACUCACGUCUCAGCAUUUCUCCAGGACUGGCCUUCCUCAGGAUGGUGUGGAGUGCAGCAUAUUCACCUGUCACCAAGUUGCCACUCUGGUUCCAAGGCUGUAUCCCUCCAGUGGACUGGUGAGAGAGUUGUCAGCGUUUUGCUCCUGGGCUUGCUUAAAGCUGCUUAUUUGAAUCCAUGCUCUGGAAUGGACUACUCCUUGGCUGCAGUUCUGUCUCUUGAUAGUCACUGGGGCCUUGGACAAGUUGUUACUGACUAUGUGCAUGGGAAUAUGCCACAGAAAGCUGCCAAGGCAGGCCUUCUGGCAUGCUCGGCUUUAACCUUUGCUGGGCUUUGUUAUUUCAGCUAUCAUGAUGUGGGAGACCAGGGGGAAGCACCUGGCUCCUGGCUUUGGAUCUGUGCAGCGCGCUGGCCAUAGCGGCCAUUUCAGGGGUGAACCAAUGGAAGGAAGACCUUUCUCUCUGUCUCUCUCUCUCACUGUCUAACUCUGCCUGUCAAAAAAAAAAAAUUGAUUUUAUGCCUCUGCUUUGUCAUGCAUUCAACUCACCAAAAGGAGGAAGUAACAGAUUAAGGCCAUGGGUGUACAGACUUGUCCCAAUCACAUGGUUAUUUUCAGAAUUUAAUCAUUGAGAAAAAGAUUUGAGAAUUGCUAGCUAACAAGUUGCGAGACUGAGUUCUGCAUUCUGGUAAGUUGUUGCCCAGUUUCUCAUGAGACUCGCAGUGUAACUAAGCAUUGUUUAUGAGCAUUUGCCUUUUAAUUUAUCAAUCUCUUAAAGGGAACUGAACUUUACUACUAUCAGUACAAGAUCAGACUUCCAUAUUUGUCCUAGGAAUAAAGGACAAAAGGAAUGACUUAAUUCAUGAGUAAAGACUGUGGAAAAUUAGUGCUGACUAUUUGCAAACCUCCCUCUCUGUUCAGAUGAUAGCAGCUACUGAUGGUUACAUGUCCCAGGGAAAUCUCAAAAUUAGGAAAUGUUGAUAACGCACAUUACAGAUUUCUAAAUCCUACAAAGAAAAGCUUAGAAAACUUCAUCUAAAGAAGUUCCAUUUGGAAAGAGAUCCUCCUGGUAGAUGUAUUAAAAUGCUUCAAAUUCUAA